AUGUCCACACUGCGACAGUUAUUCGACGGGGCCAUCACUGCUGAACUGCCAGAUGCCCUUGUUGAUGCCUCAACUGUAAGACAAGUUCCCGAUACCCAAGAAGUCUUCUUCUCCCCAACUUCCGAUGUCAGCUAUAUCAUUGAAAUACUACAAAGAGUCGAACCCGAUGAUCCAACUGAAGCUGCCAAGUUCCACUUUGAUUCACUAGCCCAUGAUAACGAUGCGCUAUCCAGCUCAGUAUCGAGCGUCAUUGUUCCAGAUGACUAUAAGCCAGAUGCUCCAGGAACUCCAUCUCCGAUCCUCCUCGAUGGCUCUCAAAAGGUUACGAAAUUCAAUCGGCAGACACCUGAUGACGUGCGCAUCUUGCUUGCUGUUUAUAGGGUCGCAAGUAAAGGCGUUGACAUCGUUCUGAGCGCGAAUCUCCCAAUCGCAAAGGAGACUGGUGGUGGCCUUACAGAAGCAGACUUCAAUAUCGCGAAUGAUGCAUUUCUGAACGCUGCUAGAUCACUAAAGAUUAUCGACUUUGGCCUGUUCAAUUGA
Molecule: messenger RNA, 540 nt
Organism: Fomitiporia mediterranea MF3/22
Lineage: Eukaryota; Fungi; Basidiomycota; Agaricomycetes; Hymenochaetales; Hymenochaetaceae
Product: Mog1p/PsbP-like protein
Exons: 3
Coding region: 1-540 (179 amino acids)
Biological process (GO): protein import into nucleus
Cellular component (GO): nucleus
Molecular function (GO): guanyl-nucleotide exchange factor activity; small GTPase binding
Source: RefSeq, a predicted model, not a curated record